AUGGAUGCUAAACGUGAGCAUGAGCAUGAGCGUGCGACGGAGGAGCAGCCAGAUGCUGUGCGGGACGAGCAAGAAGAGGAUGAAGAAGUAGAGCCGGUGCCCCAACCACGACAGCUACCGGAUGACCUGCCAAAGUCCUUGUACGACAAGCGAGCACCAGCGACAUUUCCCGAGCAGACGGAGUACUACGAUGAAUGGUCUGGCCAAGCACAAUACCUGACAACACCACGCGCAAAGCAGACUUCCUUCUCACUAGACCUCAACCACAACGAUGCGGACGACGCCUUUGAUGGAGAUCUUGGCAACGACGAUGCACGGGUGGCUGCCAUGUUAGCAGCACGAGCACGUCAGCCAAACGAGACAGACGCUGGCGAGGUAGAGGAGGACGAUAUCGUGCGAGAUCAGAAGCUGUCGCAUGAUGAGAAACGCAAGGCGCUGCAAGACUUCCUGUUCAUGGCAGCUAGUAAUGGCGACGCCAAGCGUGUGCAGCGCCUUGUGCGUGGAGGUGCUUCGGAUCUGAUCGAAAUUAAUGGUGUUGAUUCAGAGGGUACUCCACCAUUGGUAUAUGCCAGCUGCUUUGGACACAAGGACGUCGUGCUAGCUCUGCUUAACGCAGGAGCAACGGUGGAUAUUCAGGAUCGGAAUCAGUGGACGGCACUCAUGUGGGCUAUGACGAACCGGCAUAAGGAUAUUGCGAAGACACUCCUGGAUCAUGGUGCUUCGACGGAUGUGAAGUCGAGUAGUGGUAGAACUGCCCUCGACUUCAUGCCGCUAGAUAGUGAGCUGUCUGAAUUCUUGCAGCACAGCGGGUACAGUAUUGGCAACGCUGGCGUGGCCGACGACUUCUACAAUGCUGGAUUUUCACAGGAGCGUUUCGAGGAGGAGCUGGCAGAGAGUGAGAUGCGGCGAAGGAUGAUGAUGGACAGUUCGAUCAAUCUCGAGGUUGAUCUUGGAAACCUCGGACUCGAUGAGGAUCCUGAAUCGCCGGACGAUCUAGAAUCUGGACAAGACUUUGUGUGGGAUCGAUGUCUGAAUGAUCAGAUGUUUGUGUUUAUGGAGAACGAUAUUGAGCGCAUACUGGACGUGGUGGUGACGAACAUGACGCCGCAACGAUCGCCAACUCAGAAGCCGGUGCCUGCAAAUGUCGUAUUUCUCGGCGCACGUUAUGCACUUUACCACGCGAACCGAGAGCUAUUGGCAGACUGGCUCGACUCUGCACAGGAGAAGAUCUAUGCCGUGGUUGAUCGGCAUCAAUGGGACAUGACAAUACUAGCAUUCUGGAUAUCGAACGCUACAUUAUUACUGUACUAUUUGAAGAAGGACCCUGGCCUAGCAGAGGCGACCAUCCAGUUCCAGGUCCAGAUGGCGGAGCUGAUCCACGAGAUCUACAUCCUCAUCAUUAGAGAUGCUGAGAGGCGUAUGGACAAGGUGCUGGACGCUGCCAUGCUGGAUCACGAGACCAUCCCGGGAUUUGAGGAUAUUGCGUUCCAGAACGAGUGGAAGUUCUUACGUACAAAGUCAAAAGUCAAGCCUGAGCCAGCAGAGAAGCGCUUCCGUCCUCCGUCACCACGACGAAAAGCACAAGUCUCGCCACGCAACAUCACGUCACUUCUCUCCUCUACGCUGUUCGUACUGGAUCUCUACGACGUACAUUCAGUCAUCGUCGCGCAGAUCCUAUCACAACUGUACUACUGGCUUGGAGCCGAGAUCUUCAAUCGGAUAAUGUCCAACAAGAGAUACUUGGCUCGCACCAAAGCAAUGCAGAUUCGCAUGAACAUCUCAACUCUCGAAGACUGGGCGAGAACUAACAAUCGCCAGCCUGAGCACUUCGAAAAUGGCACCAUGACCGCAAGUGGUGAAAGCACCAUGGAUUCUGCUCGGAAGCAUCUGGCUCCCGUCGUACAGCUCUUACAAUGGCUGCAGUGCUUCUCAUCACUUGGCGAGGACCGAGAUGCUAUGGAAACGACUUUGCAGCAGUUACCUGGCAUGUCUGCCAAGCAGCUCUUACAUGCUGUCAAACACUAUCGAGCAGAGGUCGGCGAGAAGACUCUGAAUAAAGCUGCGUUGAAGCUCGUACAAGAAAUCAAGAGUAGACCACGAGCCCUGCAUGUUGACACCCAUCCCGCCACAUCCUCCGGCGCACCACGAACGCCGGCGACGCCACAAGAUACGAACGGACAUCAGCCGCCAAUGACACCACAUCCAGACGACGACGAACCACCAGAGCAGAACCUGCUCAACCCAGCUUUACUACUGCCAUUCCACCUUCCCACCUCAACGGAUAUGCUCGUGAGCUACGGCGCCGGCUUCGGCGGUGUCAACCGCGAAAGGGAGAAGAGAUACAUCCCCUCGGUGCCUCCUGACUUCCUGGUCAAGCUGGAUCCAGAAGGACGACAGGACAGUAACCUCAAGAUUUAUGAGAAUGCACGAUUUAGUGAUACGGACUCCACCUGA
Molecule: messenger RNA, 2454 nt
Organism: Recurvomyces mirabilis
Lineage: Eukaryota; Fungi; Ascomycota; Dothideomycetes; Mycosphaerellales; Teratosphaeriaceae
Product: Allantoicase
Exons: 1
Coding region: 1-2454 (817 amino acids)
Molecular function (GO): GTPase binding
Source: RefSeq, a predicted model, not a curated record